Molecule: messenger RNA, 2562 nt
Organism: Lepisosteus oculatus (spotted gar)
Lineage: Eukaryota; Metazoa; Chordata; Actinopteri; Semionotiformes; Lepisosteidae
Gene: aaas
Product: achalasia, adrenocortical insufficiency, alacrimia
Biological process (GO): nucleocytoplasmic transport
Cellular component (GO): nuclear pore
Molecular function (GO): protein binding
Source: RefSeq, a predicted model, not a curated record
UCAUUUCGUUGUAAACAAAAAUGUUGCAUUGUCAUUAUCAGUGGUUGGCAUUGCUGCCUAGUAACACUGAGGCCCUGGGCUCAAUUCCGGUUCUGGGGUGAUGGAUUGCCGUCCCGUCCAUGGUGUAUCCUGCCUUGUGCCCGUUGCCUGCCGGGAAAGGCUUCAGCUCGCCCGCGACCCUGAAUUGAAAUAAGCGCUUAGAAAAUGUAUGCCAAGAUUGCGACAACGGUUUUUUCUGACUGCUCGUGAUUACUACUUGCAGUACCUACUCCUGUACCGAAGGUGGCGAUAUUUAGGAAACUUUAGCUUUGCGUUUGGUGCGGUUUGUCCCUCUCGCGUUCCACUCCCUGCUGGGGGAGGCGACGGCGGGUCUUCAGCGAGGCUCAAAUACAGAAGGCAAGUAGAGGCGAAGGAGCUGCGAUGUGUUCCCUGGCGCUCUUUCCUCCACCGCUGCCGGCUGGCCAGGUCUCCCUGUACGAGUCCAGCAACGAGCUGGUGUCCGGCAGCACGCUGGACAGUUACCAGAGACAGGAGUGGGACCCGCCCUCCCUGCUCAUUCCCAAGGACACGCUGAAGCCCCACAGCCGCCUGGAGUGCAGCAGCAAGGCUGCCUUCAUCGACCACCAGGAGGCGCUGUGGAUGAGGAGUGCCAAUGCCUGGCGUGAUGCGGGGCUCAUGGGAUUGCUGGAUGAGAUCGCCAACUCCGUUGAUGAAGUGCCCAGGUGGAUGGCGGUGGGAUCCGGCUGCAGCCUGGCCCUUCUGCGAUGGAUGUCUUCCUUCCAUGGCUCUCUCUUCCCCCAUCUCGCUCUGAGCAGUGAAGACAUGGUAGUGGAAUUUUCCCAGGUGCUUGAUUGGGCCAACUGCUCGGUGCGUGGAUUUGCCUGGCACCCCCACACCGAUAAGUUUGCUGUGGCUCUCUUGGAUGACUCUGUCAGGGUGUACAACGCCAAGAGCGCCACGUCGCCCACCCUGAAGCACCGCCUCCAGAGGAAUGUGGCUGCCCUGGCGUGGAAGCCCCUGUGCGCGUCGGCGCUGGCGGUGGCCUGUCAGAACUGCGUCCUGGUCUGGCAUGUCGACCCCACCUCCCUCUCGACCAGGCCGUCCUCGGGCUGCGCGCAGGUGCUGUCUCACCCAGGACAUUCUCCAGUGACCAGCCUGGCCUGGGCGCCCAGCGGCUCUGUGCUGCUCUCGGCCUCCCCUGUGGACACUGCCAUGAUGGUGUGGGAUGUGGCUGGAGAGAGCUGUGUGCCCCUCCAGCGUGUGGGUGGUGGUGGCGUCACCUUCUUGUCCUGGUCACCAGAUGGCAGCAGAGUCCUGGCCUCCACUCCUUCUGCCCUCUUCAGAGUCUGGGAGACGCGCAUGUGGACCUGUGACAGGUGGCCCUGUUUGAAGGGGCGCUGUCAGACGGGGUGCUGGAGUCCGGACGGGAGCCGCCUGUUGUUCUGUGUGCAGGGAGAGGCUGUGAUCUAUGCCCUGACCUUCACAGACGCCCCAGGGGAGCCCCUGGGAGGGGGAGGGGGCUCCAGAGCCGCUGCCGUCGUGGCCGACCUCUCCGAGACCACGUUCCGGACCGAGGAUGGGGAGCUCAGGGUUGGGGGAGAAGUCCAGGCUGUGGCAUGGGACCCCCGGGGGGAGAGGUUGGCCGUGCUUCUGAAAGGUGACCCAGAGGCUGUGGAUCAUCCCGCCUUCAUCGCUGUGUUUAAAACACGCACCAGUCCAGUCUUUGAGCUGCUUCCCUGUGGUUUUAUCCAGGGAGAGGCAGGAGCAGAGCCCCGGCUGAUACAGUUUCACCCUCAUUUCCAGAAGGGAGCCCUACUCACUGUGUGCUGGUCUAACGGGAGGAUAUCUCAUGUCCCCUUCUACUUCAUGAGUGCCAGGACGCCCCUGCUGGGCCUGGGGGGGAGCCCGCCCCUGCCCUUAUCCAGAGCGGUGGAGAAUGGGGAGAGACCACUCUACACGGAGCUGGGCUCGUAGGCAAGCAGGCAGGGGGAGAACUUCAGCGUGACGCCGUUCCACUGUGAGCUGGGUGCGGGGCAUUGAACAGUCCAUGGCUCUGGGCGGGAGCUCGCCUCCACCCCCCUGAUCCACUUGGAAGCACCUUCCCGCGUUCGAAGACCGGAACCAGCUGUCGAUGGGUCACACCACGGAUCAGAGCUGCCUGGCCCAGUCUGAACAUGGGUGCAGACUUCUCUUCAUGUAAGAAACUGACUUUGGGAUGUGGAUCUUGGUCAUCAUUAGAAGUACGUACUGCUAAUCAAAUUAACUGAACAAUGCUGAAGGCUUCAAAUGGACUUUUCUGAUAGUGGCGCAGGAUACUUGUAUUUCCUGUCUGCUCUUCUUAGUGUUAAUAAAGCAUAACUAUAUCUGCAGUAGUAGUCACAUGCAACGUGUGCCUAAUCUCAUUUGUAAUGAAUGGCUGUAGACACUUCAUUAAUAUCCUGCAGUGCUACUGUUUAUAGUAAAUUGAGGAUUAAUAGAAUAUCUUUUGGACUUUUACAACAAAAGCAUGACCUAUUUUUUUAAAAAAAUAAAUACAUCUGCUAAAUGCCAUUAAAAUGUCAA